UCGUUGGCCGCUUGGGCACACGGGGUGUCGUCAAGCGAGCAUGCGCCAAGACUAGCACCGACCAACAUAAUAAUACCAUCACUGAUGUUUACGGAAUUUAAAUAAAUAACGUAGUUUUAUUGGGACUACCGAAUUAUCUACUAAGUGAAGGCAGGGAUGGAGUUCCCUGUGGAUGUGCUUGUGGGCGUGAGCCAGGAGGCUCUGGAGAGCUCCGCCCAGAACUACAUGAAGGAGCUGCUGUACAGCAACCCAGAUUCACCCCAGUACCUCACCCUGGAGGACCGCACCCAGGUUCCUAUCGGUCUUCCCAACGUGGGCUUUGUUCCUCUGUACGGAGCCAGCAAUCAGCAGAAGGUCCUGGCCCUCUUCUCUCCAGGAGACCAGCUCACAGCUGUGGGGCUGUACCUGCUGGACAGGUGGUGGGCGGUGGAGGACAUUCUGAGGACGUCUGACCCCUCCAGAGAUGGAGCCAUGGAGGUGGAAACCAUCAGAGAGAGAAUAGUUCUGUACAUCCUAAAUCGUGUAGUUUACAGAACCCAAGACAGGAGCUCUGACGAGAUGCCCUUCCUGUGCCAUGAGGAAACAGACUUCGCCAAAAUCCUCUGGAAGAGCGGAGAGGCAGUGGGGUUCUACUCAGUCAAGCCUUCAGACAGCUUAUGCAGUAGCUUCGUGACCCAGCGGUACCAGCUUCCUGUCAUGGACUCCAUAUUUGUCAGGAAGCGGCACCGCGGCAAUGGCUUCGGCCUUCAAAUGCUUGAAAACUUUGUUGACAGUUUCAAUGAGGACAGUCUAGGGUUGAGAUACCCCCUCCCCACAGCAAUGUGCAAAGUUUGUGCCAAGUACCUGAGCCUGUACCCAGCUGACAGCAGCCUGCUGUGGGAGGUGGAGAGCGUCGGAGGGCCCAGCCAGAGAACCAACAUCGCCUGCAAGAUCCAGGCCAUGGAUCUGAAUGCCAUAUCGAAGAAUCUCUCCUUUGAGCAAUCGAUUGUUAGUCAUGAGUUGACUGGAGCAGACGUGGUCAUGGAGGAACUCACUACGUCCAUCCACAGACAUGGAUCCUUGGAGAUUGUGGAGGAAGUGAAAAUCGAAGUUUCAAGAGACUCGGAGGAAACGCCGGUCUCUGCCCGCGGCAGGAGCAGUGGGCUGAAGAGGAGGAAGAUGAGAGAGGAGGUAGCUGAGGAGGUGUCAGAGGAAAACAAAUCAGAAAAAGUAAUCAGGAUUGAGGAUAUCGAGGCAGUGGAGGCUGUGGAGGAAACAGCACAAACCACUCUGGAAUCAGCUGGGGAAACUGUUGUAACAGCAGAAAGGCCAAAAGAGGAGGAGCCUUCACUUGGUGAACCAGAAAAACCGGCCACAGUCCCAAGCACAGUAUCGCCAGAGGCCAACAAGGAGCCUGCUGUUGAGGAGAUCCAGGGAGGAGAGAAGGCCCAGGCUCAGGCCCUCCGGCUGCAGAGAGCCACCGUGGUGCUGGUGGACGUGACCAAAACAACCUUCCAGACAGCAGUGGAGGUUGAAAAUGUUGCUUCAGAACAGAUUUCAGAGGACAAAGAUGCAGUGGAGGUGGCAGGACAUGAAGACACAACGAUGGACGAGGCGGUUGAGGAGGAGAUCAGGGAGGCUGAAACCAAAACUGAUGAGUCCGAAAAAGAAGACAAGAAUGAGAGGGACAGGUCUCACCGAUCCACUCGUCUUUCAAAGCAGCCCCUGGACGAGCAAGCAGAAUGCAAAACCUAUCCAAUCAGAAAGUUCUCCAGAUCAGCUGCAAAGGCCUUGGAAGCACCCCAUGAAAGUCCCAAAGGGUUAGUCCCACAGUCCCAAAGAUCAGAUAUUCUCCUCAGGGCCACACCUUCACGGGAAUCCAAAAGGCAUAAACAUCAAGAAGAACCGGAAGAACCUGCUGAAAUAACGGAGCCAGAAACCAUCCCUUCAGAGGAUCCGGCGUCCGAGGAAACGGGUGAAGCAGCAGAAGUGGAGCAAGUAGGUGACAGGAGACAGGAAACGGCUGCAGAGGGACAGGAAGCAGAGAGUGAGAAACCUACAGAGGUAGUAGAACCUCCUGGGAGAAAAACGAGACUUACGAAGAAUACAGCCAUGAAAACGCCCAAACGCAAGUCGCAGCGACACCUGAAAAUAACCGAAGAGGAAGAAGAGGGUAAAAAAACAUCUACAACCCCUAGAGGUAAAACACGACAACCCAGAGAGCUACAGGAAACAAACAAAGACGAGGCAGCAGAGCAGCAAACCUUUAGCAGAGUUUUGAGGAGGAGGACUACAGUCAUCGCUAACUUUACUCCUCGCAAAUACACACGCAUUCAUGCUGUGAAAGAAAACGAUGAACAAGCAGCAGCUCCUACAAUAGAUAAGAAUGAUAAAGAACAAGAAAUUAUUCCUGAGGAGAAGAAAAUGGCACAAGAUGUUGUAGCCCUGGAGGAACCAGGAGAAGCUGUAGCCCUGGAGGAAUCAGGAGAUACUGUAGCCCUGGAGGAACCAGGAGAAGCUGUAGCGCUGGAGGAAUCAGGAGAUACUGUAGCCCUGGAGGAACCAGGAGAUGCUGUAGCGCUGGAGGAACCAGGAGAUGCUGUAGCGCUGGAGGACCCAGGAGAUGCUGUAGCGCCAGAGGAACCAGGAGAAGCUGAAGCCCUGGAGGAACCAGGAGAAGCUGAAGCCCUGGAGGAACCAGGAGAAGCUGUAGCACCAGAGGAACCAGGAGAAGCUGUAGCCCUGGAGGAACCAGGAGAUGUUGUAGCCCUGGAGGAACCAGGAGAAGCUGAAGCCCUGGAGGAACCAGGAGAUGUUGUAGCCCUGGAGGAACCAGGAGAAGCUGUAGCCCUGGAGGAACCAGGAGAUGUUGUAGCACCGGAGGAACUAGGAGGUGCUAUAGCCCUGGAGGAACCAGGAGAUGUUGUAGCCCUGGAGGAACCAGGAGAUGCUGUAGCACCAGAGGAACCAGGAGGUGCUAUAGCCUUGGAAGAACCAGGAGAUGUUGUAGCCCUGGAGGAACUAGGAGAUGUUGUAGCACCGGAGGAACAGGGGGGACAAGAAGAGCAGACUAUGGACAAGUUGGAGGAAGAAGCAGUGGAGGCUGCGGAGGGGAAGUUGGAGGAUGAGAAGGAGGAGAAAAUCGGUGAAGAGGAAACUAUGGCUGAUGAAUCAGCCGCAGUAGAACAUGAUGAAAAAAUGGAGGGCAAAAUGUCGGCUGUAGUCCAGAGUGCUGGAGAUGAGGUUACAGAAAAGGGUUCAGAGGAAAUGCCCUCAGAGGAGCCAGCAGAGGAGGAGAAAGAGACAGAACCAUCAAAUGAAGUGGUAGAAACAACAACUGAAGAAACCUUGGAAGAAAAGGUGGCACCAGCUGAAGUUGAGGAGGCUGAGAUCUCAGAGGAAGAACAGGAAGCCCCAGCAGUAGAAACAAGAGCUUCCAGGAGGGGAAGGAAGAGCGGGAAAGCUACUCCAAAACACAAAUCCACAGGCAGAGGACAAAAACAGCAGGAGGAGGAAGAGGAGGAGGAGGAGGAACCGGUCAUAGAAAUAAGAGUUCUGAGAAGAGGAAGGAAAUCUGCACCUGUCACACCGAGUCGCAAAUCUAAAAGAGCCCGCAAACAACCUGAGGAAGAGGAGACUGCAGAACAGGAAGCAGGACCAGCAAAGGAGGAAGUACAUGUUGAACAAGAAAAAGACAUGGAAGAAAAGAUUGAGGCUGUGACACUCGAGGAGAACCUUGUGGAGGAUGCUAGGGCUGACGAGGGCACUGUGGAAGAGGACAAGGUGGAUGAGGGAGCAACGGCUGCAGAGGAAAAGACUGAGGAUAAAGAGGAGGAGGAAAUCGUAGCAGAAGAAUCAGCUGCAGUAGAAGAAGUUGAAAAAACAGAAGAUCAGAGCACAGUUGAACCCAUGGUCCAGAGUGCUGGAGAUGAGGUUACAGAAAAGGGUUCAGAGGAAAUGCCCUCAGAGGAGCCAGCAGAGGAGGAGAAAGAAAGAGAACCAUCAAAUGAAGUGGUAGAAACACCAACUGAAGAAACCUUGGAAGAAAAGGUGGCACCAGCUGAAGUUGAGGAGGCAGAGAUCUCAGAGGAAGAACAGGAAGCCCCAGCAGUAGAAACAAAAGCUUCCAGGAGGGGAAGGAAGAGCGGUAAAGCUACUCCAAAACACAAAUCCACAGGCAGAGGACAAAAACAGCAGAAAGAGGAAGAGGAAGAAGAGGAGGAAAAGGAGGAGGAACCGGUCAUAGAAAUAAGAGUUCUGAGAAGAGGAAGGAAAUCUGCACCUGUCACACCGAGUCGCAAAUCUAAAAGAGCCCGCAAACAACCUGAGCAGCAGGAGGAAGAGGAGACUGCAGAACAGGAAGCAGGACCAGCAAAGAAGGAAGUAAAUGUUGAACAAGAAAAAGACAUGGAAGAAAAGAUUGAGGCUGUGACACUCGAGGAGAACCUUGUGGAGGAUGCUAGGGCUGACGAGGGCACUGUGGAAGAGGACAAGGUGGAUGAGGGAGCAACGGCUGCAGAGGAAAAGACUGAGGAUAAAGAGGAGGAGGAAAUCGUAGCAGAAGAAUCAGCUGCAGUAGAAGACGUUGAAAAAACAGAAGAUCAGAGCAAAGUUGAACCCAUGGUCCAGAGUGCUGGAGAUGAGGUUACAGAAAAGGGUUCAGAGGAAAUGCCCUCAGAGGAGCCAGCAGAGGAGGAGAAAGAGACAGAACCAUCAAAUGAAGUGGUAGAAACAACAACUGAAGAAACCUUGGAAGAAAAGGUGGCACCAGCUGAAGUUGAGGAGGCAGAGAUCUCAGAGGAAGAACAGGAAGCCCCAGCAGUAGAAACAAGAGCUUCCAGGAGGGGAAGGAAGAGCGGGAAAGCUACUCCAAAACACAAAUCCACAGGCAGAGGACAAAAACAGCAGAAAGAGGAAGAGGAGGAUGAGCAGGAAGAGGAGGAACCGGUCAUAGAAAUAAGAGUUCUGAGAAGAGGAAGGAAAUCUGCACCUGUCACACCGAGUCGCAAAUCUAAAAGAGCCCGCAAACAACCUGAGCAGCAGGAGGAAGAGGAGACUGCAGAACAGGAAGCAGGACCAGCAAAGGAGGAAGUACAUGUUGAACAAGAAAAAGACAGCGUAAAAGAAGCAGUGGCUUAUGAAAUGAAUGAGGAAGAGGAGGGCAAUGAGGUGGCGGAGGCAAGGACUGAGGAAGACGCAGCAGAAGAAGAAAACAAAACCCCAGAGGAAGAAAAGUCUCCAGAGGAGGUGGUGGAAGAAAUACCUGAUGAGGGGUCUGCUGAGGGAGGAGAGGAGCGACAGGCUGACAAAGAGGAGGAAGAAGGGAAAUCAGAAGCUGCUGCAGCAGAGACCAGGACAGCGGAAGCAGCAGACACAGCAGCAGAAAUGCCUCUUGAUGAAGACACUGAGAAGAGCUCACCUGCCAUGGAGGAAGAAGCAAAGAGCUGUGAGGAAGAGGAAGUGGUGAAAGAAGCACAGAAAGAUACAGAGGAGGAAGAGGAGGAAAGGGGUGGAGAGGAGGCUGACCUGACCACAGACACUGUGGCAAAUGCUGAGGGCAAAGAAGAAGCCAUCACACAACCACAGGAGGAAGGUAUAGGAGAGCCAGUAGAAGAGCAAAUAGGAGAGGAGAAGGUGGAGACAGGGGAAUUGGCUGAAACUGAAGAGGGGAAGCAGGGGGAAGACGCCAAGAUUGCAUCUGCUUCCCGAGAUGUAGAACAAGCAGAGGAAAUACUGGAGAAGGAGAGAAAGGAGGCUGGUGAGACAGAAACCGCAGAGAAAACUGAUAAACAGGAGAUAGGAGAAGAAGAUGUGGUGACUGAUGAAGGGUCUCCAAAAGAAGCGAAGGUGACACAGACUGACGGUCCUGUGAAGGAGGAGGCUGAAGAAGACAAACCUCCAGUUGUGGAGACAAGAGCUUUGAGGAGCAGAUCAAAGAUUCUCCUCGGGGCCACACCUUCACGGGAAUCCAAAAGGCCAAAACAUCAAGAAGAACCGGAAGAACCCACUGAAAUAGCGGAGCCAGAAACCAUCCCUUCAGAGGAGCCGGCAUCUGAGGAAACGGUUGAAGAAGCAGAAGUGGAGCGAGUAGAUGACAGGAGACAGGAAACGGAUGCAGAGGACAAAGAACCUCCUGUGGUAAAAAUGAGAGUCCUUCGGAAGACUGCAGCCAUGACGAGGCGUAAAUCCAAACGCCACAAACCGUCGGUGGAUUACACUGAGGAGGGGGGAGGGGAGGAGGACAACGAUGCCAUGGAGUCUGAGGAGGGAGAGGGAGGAGAGGAAAGUGAGGGAGUGGAAGAAGAGGGAGAAGCUGGCAUUGAGGGCAAAGAGGAAGCUGAACUUGAAGAAGAUGUGGACACAGAAAAUGUACACGGAAACGUAGCAGAUGAGGAGGAAGAACCUCCCGUGGUAAAAACAAGAGUUCAUCAGAAGAAGACUGCAGCCAUGACGAGGCGUAAAUCCAAACGCCGCAAACCGUCGGUGGAUUACACUGAGGAGGGGGGAGAGGAGGAGGACGACAGUGAUGACAUGGAGUCUGAGGAGGGAGAGGGAGGAGAGGAAAGUGAGGGAGAGGAAGAAGAGGGAGAAGCUGGCGUAGAGGGCAAAGAGGAAGCUGAACUUGAGGAAGAUGGAGCAGAUGAGGAGGAAGAAAAGACAGGAGAGGAAAAAACUAAAGAGGCAGAAAACAACAUUUGUUUGGAGUUAGAUGAAGAUGAAGAGCAGAUGGAGGAGGACUCAACAGCAGCUGACAGCUCAGAGGAAGAAAAGGAGGCUCCAGUGACCCUGAAGACAAAUCUGAGAGGGAGGUCAAUGGCCACUCCCAUCCCAGCGCCACGGCGCAAAUCCAGAAGACUCAGCCAGGUCACACACACACUGCAGGUGGAGAAGGCUGCUUCUGAAGAGUCUGUGGAAGAGCAGAGUCCUCCGACUGGGAGGAGUCUGAGGAAGAGGAGGAGUCUGAGGAAGAGGAGGAGUCUGAGGAAGAGCGCCGAGCCCACGCCCACAUACAGGUCCAAGCGCCGCAGCCGAACAUAGAGUACAUUUCACACACACACACACACUCGUCCUCACACAUGUGUUUCCCCUUCCCUCUUUCUAUCACAUGCACACAAGGCACAAAGUUAAAGGCUAUCUAGGGGACCAGCUAAAGUACCUUUUGCAUAUGCGUUUUUCAUGUAUUGCUUGAAUUUUUAAUGUAAUUUCUUUAAACAUAAAUGAUUUAAAUAUCAAUGUGGAGCAUAUUAGAUACCUUUCAUAUUGUACUUAUAGAAUAUGUCAAUAUUGAAGGCAAAUGAUGAAUUGGUUUUUAUAAAAAUUUCAGGUGCCAAUUUGAAAGGUUCUUGCUGUUUUUCAUAAUUGCUUAACUAGUCCUUCCCUCUAUAAACAUGUCACUUUUUAGACAGUAUAAAGACGUGAGUUAAAAUAUAGAAUAUAGACUUUAGUGUUUUAGUUCAUACCAAGACCUCUUCUGUAUAUUAUCAUCCUUAUUAAGACAAUUUCGAACUGUAAUUCUCUUCAAGAUAUUGGGUUAGUAGUUAAAAAAAUGCCUGAAGUUAUUAUCCUCCAUUUAGUUAAUUCAAACAUCUAUUAAUACAUUUCAAUAUUUUGGCAGUUACAAAACAUUGUCUGAGUUUAAAAUUGGCUUUGUGGCUUAAUACAAAAAAUAUAUUUAUAUUGUCUCAAAUAUGAUUACCUGUGUGUUUGGAACAUGUAACAUAUUUGAACUAUUGUUUCAUUUUUCUCUUCCAAAGGGAAUAUUUUUUAAGAUAUUUUAUUUUUAUACAAUACAUUUGAGUCAAAUUGUUAUACUUAAAUGUAUCCGGAUCAAAUUUUGAUGAAGCUCAGGAUCUAAAAUCACAUAUAAUGUUAUUCAAAAGUUUAUGUGGACAAAUGUUUAUAUUUUUCUCACAAUUUCAUUAUAGAGCAUAUGCUACCUACACACGUUAUUACGCUGUGAAAACCACCACCUGUAGACGUACACAGAAUAAUAUUAGUGUCAUUACAAAACAUGACAUUUAAUUGUUAAACCAUUUAAUGUAUCUCCUCACACUUUGUUAAUUGCUAAUAUGUAACAAUUUUAUCACAUUUAGCAGUUUUUUCCUAAUUGAUUAAAUGCUUGUUGUCGGUGACCUGUGAUGUGAAGGUUCCUAGAGAUGCAAUUGGAAAAAUCAUGUUUUUUGUUGUUGUGUUUUUCUCUUUCAUCGUGCUAGAAUGUUUUCUGUAGGCGGUCCUCCAAACAAACAUCUUACUGCGUUUGGUGAACAGAUGUUUACAGGAGCAUUUUCUUCUGGAGCUGUGACUUUGAUACUUUGUAGUGGUCUUUUAUUGGUAGUAAAUAAAAAAAAAUUUGAGCGUGA
Hypomesus transpacificus is the source of this 8339-nucleotide messenger RNA. It is a transcript of the gene fam169ab, whose product is annotated as family with sequence similarity 169 member Ab. The coding region runs from base 157 to 7017 and encodes 2286 amino acids. The record is from RefSeq and is a predicted model, not a curated record. The transcript has 12 exons. NCBI's taxonomy places the organism in Eukaryota, Metazoa, Chordata, Actinopteri, Osmeriformes, Osmeridae.